Molecule: messenger RNA, 3409 nt
Organism: Diorhabda carinulata
Lineage: Eukaryota; Metazoa; Arthropoda; Insecta; Coleoptera; Chrysomelidae
Gene: spict
Product: magnesium transporter NIPA2
Exons: 4
Coding region: 475-1479 (334 amino acids)
Biological process (GO): magnesium ion transport
Cellular component (GO): membrane
Molecular function (GO): magnesium ion transmembrane transporter activity
Source: RefSeq, a predicted model, not a curated record
AGUUUGUGACCUACUUGUGUUACACUGGGUCUUGAACGAAAGAUCUUUGAAUAUUAUUCCUAGAAUAAUUCAAAAUUAGUAAGAAAUCUGAAACUGAUCCACAAAUUAUAUAUUUCUACUACCGAUUUUAUAUAAAAACAGAUUAUAUGUGUCUAUUAUUGAUUUUCAACGAAUUAACGAAAAUUAAUCAACUUAAUCUUAUUUCAUUUGGAAAAUUAUAAAUUAUAUUUGUAUAACGAAACCUAUGGAAACUUAGUGGUUAUUGUAACUUGUUAACUGACUCGUCAAAGUUACGAAAAAUAAAAAGAAGCAGAAAUAAAAAAAUGCCGGUUAUUUAAGAAAAGCACAUCAUAACCUUCGACUUUGUUUACUAGAGUAUUAUUUUACAAAAGAUAAUUAGAUAAGAAAUAUGUUGUGCAAUAGAUAUUUUGAUUUUCAACAGCUUUUUAUGUGUUAAAAGGAAAAAAAAUAGUAAUGGAGGCAACUACAUCGGCAGAAAAAAUUAAAAUAUACCCAAACGGUAGCUCGUAUAUAGGAUUAUGUUUAGCGAUAAGUUCUUCCGUGUUCAUUGGAUCCAGUUUUAUUAUUAAAAAAAUUUCUUUAAUAAGGCUAAGUAAAAGAGGUGUAAGAGCUGGUGCUGGAGGUUUUGGAUACUUAGUAGAUUGGAUGUGGUGGCUAGGGUUACUUUCAAUGGGAAUUGGAGAACUUGCAAAUUUUGCAGCUUAUGCUUUUGCUCCUGCCUCACUGGUUACACCUUUAGGUGCACUUAGUGUACUAGUUUCCGCUGUGCUAGCUUCAAAAUUUUUAAACGAAAAAUUGAACAUAUUUGGAAAAUUAGGCUGCCUGCUAUGCGUCUUAGGAUCCACUGUUUUAGUUAUACAUUCACCAAAAGAUGACAUGGUUCCUUCAACAGAUGAAUUAUUAAAACAGACUCAAAAUAUGGCAUUUAUUAAUUAUGUUAUUAUUAUAGCUAUGAUAGCAUUAUUAAUAUUAUUUUUUAUUGGUCCAAAAUAUGGUACUCGCUAUGUUGCAAUAUACUUAUUACUAUGCUCAUCUGUUGGUAGCUUCACAGUAAUGGCUUGUAAGGCACUUGGAUUAACCAUAAGAGAAAAUUCAGUGAAUGAUGGCGUUACAAACUACUGGUUACUGUUUGUAUUAUCUCUCAUCAUUUUAUUUUGCAUAUGCAUCCAAAUGAACUACUUAAACAAAUCCCUCGAUCUAUUCAGUACUAGUGUUGUUACACCCAUUUACUAUGUUAUGUUCACAACAUUUGUUAUUAUUGCAUCCUCUAUUUUAUUUGAAGAAUGGAAGAAAAUGAACGGCAUCGAUAUGUUAGGUGCAUUAUGCGGAUUUCUCGUUACUAUCAUUGCCAUAUUUUUGUUACACUAUUUUAAAGAUGUAUCGACCGUACAAGUUCAACAAAGAACAAGUUCCAUUCAGUAUGGAACUCAAAACAACUUCUUUUCUAGAUAUGUUUGAAUAGUAGAGCUUAAAAUUCAUAUGUACUUGUUCUAAUUUUUAACAAAAAAAUAGAAAUGUCUUUUAACAAGUUGAGGAUUGGUAAAACUUAUAUACUCAAAUUUCUUAGCUGAUUAUUAUGUGUACUAGACAUUAAAAUUAAUUUGUUGUUAUCCUAUCAGUACUUACUCUUUUAGUAAUACUGAAUUGUUUACUACCAUUACACUAAUUUCUUAAACAAUUAGAUUGUUUCACAUGCAAUUCAAUAACCAAUUCAUCUUCUUGCAGAGAUUAAAGGUUAAUUGGUCUUAAUUUUUUUUCAUCUUUUACAAUAUAUUGUGCUUGAUUCAAAUAGUACAUUAUUGAAGAAAUGGGAAAAAAUUAAAGUGCAUCAUGCUAUGAAUUCAAUCUGCUUCUCAUCAUAUUCUGAGAUUCCUAAAGUAUUGUCAAAGUUAAUAAAAUAGUUAAUUAAGAUUAAAUGGUGAUUUGAAUCCUCAUUCUAUUUCGAUUAUUCAUAGCAAAUCUAUUGUAAAUAUAUCAUUGAUGCCAAUAGAAGACAGGGAUUUAAAUAUAAAUAUCAUUAACUGAAUAAAUUGUGACUGAAAAUGUUAAAAUAUUAGAUAGACUCCACUAACUACAUUUUUUGUCAUAAAAAAAUUGAAAAAUUAAUAUAUUCAAUAGUCUUUUCUUAAUUUUUUCUAUUUUUUAGACGCAUUUAAGAUAAAAAUGAGACCUAUGUAAGUAUAUCUUAGAGUACCAUGUACACCGUGACCAAAAGUAUUAAUUGUGUCCCCCUUUCUUCCUGUGAUACUGGAAAUCCUCAGUGUUUACAGAUGACACUUCGAGACAAUGUGGAUAGAGGUUUCGUCCUCUGUGCAACAGAAUCUGCAUGCUGCAUUUUCUGUAGAGUCUAGCGCCUUUAGGUUUCUUAUUGAAGCGGUAGUGACCUGACAGGAUUUCUGCUUUUGCCUAUAUUGGUUAUAGCUUUCCCGGAGUGACUUUGCUUAUCUCAACCCAUGUAGAUUGUCCCAGUAACUGGCUUUACCCCCAUCUAACUGCUUUUCCAGUGCUUUUUCUAUUGUUUUGUAGUUGAUACCACAAAAAAGUUCAGGUCUUAUGAAAGAUUUGUCGGCCCCAUACUUUAGCUAGUUUGUCAGCUAUGUCAUUUCUCUUCGCUCUGGUGUUUCACAGAAUCCAUUGCAGGGUAACUUUAUUCUUGUUGCCUAGCUUCUGUUUGCGAUAAUGCCUUUAUAGAUUGAACUGAACACAUUUUUCAAUAGCAAAUAUUUUUGCUUGGAAAAUGAUUGGUAUGAUACAAGACUAUUUUCAAUAAUUUUUUUUUAUUUUUUAGCGCAUUUGAGAUGAAAAUGAAAUUUGAGGUUGGAAACCAAAAUUUCAACAUUUUUUUGGUUAAGAAAAAAAUUUAAAAAUCAUAAGGUUCCACAUUUGUUUCUAAAAACUGUGUGUAAAAAUGUUUUCGAAGAAUGUCUUAUUAUAUUUUUAGGAAAGUACGUACAAAAAUGAAGAAUUUAUUAUUAUAAAUAGAACAAUUUUUACAUAUUGAUAAACAUUUUGAAAAAGCUGAAAAAUUAAUAUUUUUAAAAAUUUUGAGAGACCCAAGUUUAAAAACCAAAAUUUCAACACUUUUAUUAACAAAAAACAAAUUAAUUUCUCGAUUUCUUAUGACCAAAAAUAGGGUGGAGCCACGUUCAAAAUAAUAACCUAAUAAUUAUUUUAUGAAAAACAAACUAAUUUUGUUUGAAAGAUUAUGUUUUUAUUUUUUAUAUGCAAACUAAUUCUUUUGUGAUCAUAAUAAGUCUUUGUAUUAAUAAUUUGUUUCAACGUUUCAAUAAUGAGCUGUUUAGAAUAUUAUGUUGUGAUAUUAGUAAAUUAAGAUAAAAAACUAAUAUUAUGAUGUCAGUUUUGAAUAAAACUUACUUUUGUUUUUCUA